Messenger RNA from Porites lobata, 12636 nucleotides. The record is from the annotation of a GenBank genome assembly. NCBI's taxonomy places the organism in Eukaryota, Metazoa, Cnidaria, Anthozoa, Scleractinia, Poritidae.
GGUGUUGUCAAUGGAUGUUCAUCGAGUUAUAAAGCCAUAAACUCAGCCGUCGAAAAAACGUCGAAUCUAAGGAACGUUACCAUAGUUGUAAGAAGGUUCACCAUUUCAAAAGAUAAGAACUUAGUUGACCAAGGUAAUGUACGGAAUAAGCUAUACGCGUAAAUGCAAAUACGUUAAUACAAACAUUCCCUGGCACCAAAUUUUUUUGUUUAGUUUCCUUAUUGUAUUCAAAGCAAUGUGUGCUAUGUCUCUGUCAUGAUUAUAAGAGUGCAAUGCACACAAUAGACGUCACAGAAACUGAGAGGCUGUCUCCUUAAGUUUGUUUUGUCCAACAUGGCGCGCAGCCAUUGAAAGUGUUUUCAAGAUUAUUUUGGACAGUGUCGAUGUGAUAUGCAUAUAGCCCACGAGACAAAUAAAUUUGGUAAGGCUAUCUCCCUAUCACCCCAUCUCCUACCGCGGUUCGUACUAACAUGAUCAUAUUUAUUGUCAUACUUAUUGUCAUUGUCAUAUUAAAUUUUGGAUCGCGUUAUCUUUCAGCUGCGAUAUUACUUCAACAAAACGUAAUUGCACUCAUCGAAGGAAGCGAAACAAAGAAUUCCGCAUGCGCACUAUCAACAGUGACCGGGAUUCCUCUUGUCUGUCUCCAUGGAGACAAAAAGUGCAAAAAGACGGUACAGAUGAUGGUUGGACACAAAGCCUACGCGCGUGCUUCACUUGACAUAAUCAGUAGAUUCAACUGGGAAAAGGUCACAUUAGUAUUUGAAGGUACAAAGUUCAAAUAGUAAUCUUUGAUUUUUUUUUUUUUUGUAAUAUUGCGUGCAGAUUUGAGAUGAAAUGAUACUGAAGUCAUUGCUAAUUAUUUGUUUUAAUAGAGAAUCGUUUACACGAGGCUGCUUAUUUCUACUCCAUAUCUCAAAGCUCAAGCCUUUCUGUAAGGUACAUUCAGAUAUCCGAUGAACAAGAUGCUUAUGAUGGAACGAAGGCAAUGUCGAGUAUUACAGAGCAGAUAAAGGGUAUUGAUCCACAAGUGUUACUUCUGUACACUAACAAAGACAAAAUGGAAAACACACUACAACAGGUAUUCAAAUUUUAACCUUUUUCAUUAGGCCUCAAAUGUUGUGUUUUUGAGAAAGAAGUUUUCUUUUUUUUUCGAAUGACACACAUAAUUUAACUAUACUAACUUCUAUAUCAUCCUUAUUGUCAUAAUCGAUAUUAUCAUCAUUAUAAAAUGAAAUUGAAUUUAAUAAACCAUAAAUCUCCUCAUUAUCAUAAUUAUCUUUUCAUACAUUCACUUUUUUAUCUCUCUUAAAAUUCUCUAAGUAUUCCGGCCAUUCUUUUGUACUCUAUGAAUGUAAGCUCGUUGUCAGUGCUUCUCUGAAUUUUUUGUUCUGAACUGGCAGAUGGAAUCAUUGUUCGAGAAGCAUGAUCAUAUAUGGAUACUUCAGGGAGAGGUAUGUAAAAAUGAAUUUAGCUUCUAUUCCUAAGAUGAAUUAAUCCCCAGACUUGUUAAAAUUAAAGAGAAGCAAAUGCUUUAAUUUGAUUUAUGUCAUGAAACCAGAACUGAUUAUGUUUUAAGACGUGCGCAAAAGAGGGCAGCAUAGAUUAAUUCUGCCAGGCUGUCAGUCAGUAACAUGAUAAAAUUUCAACUAUACGUUUAACUUUUAAUUUCGCUAGAAGUAUGUUUUUAUCUUAAAAUAGAAUUCAUGCUGUCCCAUAAAUGGCUCGACACCAAUGACGUAUGACGUUACACUUCGCCCAGCCGCGACAACAUAAACGGUUCUGAAGAAGAAAUCAUUGAUUUACAAAAAAAUUGGUAAACUCACAUUCUAACGGUGAAGCUGAACCCAAAGCAAGUUGAUAACGUAUUUUGGUUUGGUGUGUAUGGAAUAGUACAGGGUAAUAGGGUAGUAGGUUUUUGCCUAAACACUCCCUUCUAUGUUACUAAAAAAAAAUGUUUCGACAUCCAAUUCAAUUGUGAUAGAUUUCAUGUUUUGUGCCACAGGUUCCGUUAAACUUGAGCUGUCUGCCAAGUAGUGUGGUUGUAUCUAUGAGGCUCCCUUGCAAAUUCGACAACGUCAGACCGUCUAACUCAGAAAAUAACUAUACUUUUAUCAAUAAAGUAGGUUGAUUGAGUUGCAUACCUUCCCAGAGUGAGCUUAAUUAAGCAAAGACGUUUUUGAGCGAUGCACGUCAGCUGAAAGUGACCUUUUUUUUUUCAUUUUUGGACUGUGGUUUUCCCAAAUGUUUGGCCAGAUAAUAUGGUAAAGAACUUAGAAAGGCACAUUUGGUAACGUCAAGGUGAUUUAAAAUGAAAAAGACCCCACUUCCGGUUGACGUGCGUCGCUCAAAAACGCCUUUGGUUAAGCUUCCCUAUAAUACGUAUGAUUCCCUCUUGGUCUCUUUCAGAUUAUAUCAUGGCCUAUUUCCUUUUGCAUAAAACAUGAAAAACCUGCGUAAAAGUAUACAAAAUUUCAUAAAAACAAUAUUUAAGGUGGCUCGACUGGAUUUUUGGGGUUGAUACCUCCCAACUUUGAGCAUUAACUACGUCUGCAUGAGUAAAGAUAUGGAAAAAAGGUUACCACAACUGUAUUAGAUAAAGAUGAAAAUUUCUUAUGAUCUGGGUUUUAUUACAAUCGGAGUCGCCAUGGCAACGUAAUGACGCCAUUACGUUUUUCAUUUAUCUUUGUGUUUCUCUGUUCCAGGAGUUUUUUGAAGAAAUCGCUUAAGGGAGUAUGUACCUGCUAUAAUUGCCUCCAUUAUGGCGUAGUUUGAACAAAUUCUAUGAGAGCGUUUUCGAAAUAUUUUGAAAUGUAGUUUUAAGAAUAAUCAAAACAGUGAAAUAGCAUGCUACCUACACAAUUCGCUAAUAUUUCAAGAAAAUGGUAAGGUUUGGGAACGAGGCUUCAUCUCAUAGUGAUUUGACUCCAUUGAAAACUGCAUACAAAAAAAGAGGGGAAUUGCUCUGGGCGAUCGCGAGUAAGAAGAAUUUUAUUAACUUGCAUUCAGUUGCUUUUGAUAGAGCUUUUGGACGUAAUUUGGUCCAUGCCUAAAAAUUUCGCAUUUUUUCAAAAACCGCUCGAUAAAUUUUUUUAUAAAUUCGACAAUCCCCAGAUCAAUUGUCAAGAUAUAUUCCCUACAAGUUUCAAGAACAUUGAAAAUAGGGAAGGCUUUUAAAUAGGGCCUCAAAUAUAACCAAUUUUCCACCAAGAUUUUGUGUUUACAACUGAGCGUCCUCAUUAUUCACUGGCAUUGUUUUCAAGUUUCAUAUGCACGUGCACAACUAGCAAAGGAUAUAAAUUUGCAUCAAAAAGGACCCUCGGUUAAAUCUCCGGGAUAUGCUAAUUACCGGGUAAAGCGAUUAAUGAUACAUUAUAACAUCAGAGCAACUCUUUGUGAGAGUUUCUGUGAUGUUAUAACCCGAGUAAGAUAAUUAAGUAUUCCAUCCUACACGAUGAGCCGUGACUUUCACCGUUUCGGCUCUCACUGCUAUCUGCGACGACAAGCCAAUUGUUAUCAUAUUCAGGAUAUUUCUUCGGAAAGUAAUCGAGAAUUCUUUUUGAUGCAAAUUUAUAUCUUUUGCUAGUUGUGCACGUGCAUAUGAAACUUGAAAACAAUGCCAGUGAAUAAUGAGGACGCUCAGUUGUCAACACAAAAUCUGGGUGGAAAAUUGGUUAUAUUUGAGGCCCUAUUUAAAAGCCUUCCCUAUUUUCAAUGUUCUUGAAACUUGUAGGGAAUUUAUCUUGACGAUUGAUCUCGGGAUUGUCGAAUUUAUAAAAAAAUUUAUCGAGCGGUUUUUGAAAAAAUGCGAAAUUUUUAGGCAUGGACCAAAUUACGUCCAAAAGCUCUAUCAAAAGCAACUGAAUGCAAGUUAAUAAAAUUCUUCUUACUCGCGAUCGCCCAGAGCAAUUCCCCUCUUUUUUUGUAUGCAGUUUUCAAUGGAAUCAAAUCACUAUGAGGUGAAGCCUCGUUCCCAAACCUUACCAUUUUCUUGAAAUAUUAGCGAAUUGUGUAGGUAGCAUGCUAUUUCACUGUUUUCAUUAUUCUUAAAACUACAUUUCGAAAUAUUUCGAAAACGCUCUCAUAGAAUUUGUUCAAACUUUGCCUUAAUGGAGACAAUUAUAGCAGGUACAUACUCCCUUAAGCGAUUUCUUCAAAAAACUCCUGGAACAGAGAAACACAAAGAUAAAUGAAAAACAUAAUGGCGUCAUUACGUUGCCAUGGCGACUCUGAUUGCAAUAAAACCCAGAUCAUAAGAAAUUUUCAUCUUUAUAUAAUACAGUUGUGGUAACCUUUUUUCCAUAUCUUUACUCAUCCCGACGUAGUUAAUGCUCAAAGUUGGGAGGUAUCAACCCCAAAAAAUCCAGUCGAGCCACCUUAAACCAUUACUUAGUGAAACAACAAGGAAACUUUAUGCAGUAUACAAAUACUGUUAAGUCAUCCAAAAAAAAUCCAAAAAAUUACGGAACGAAAUGCACUGGAAAUAUCACGAAAGGAAAAGACGGUUUAGACAUUUCUUAGUAACUUUCGAAAAGGGAGGAAUUUCUUUUUUGAUAUCUGUCAUCUAGCUUUAUCUAACAAAAAUGGCCGUUGUAUUAUUCUCAGGAGACUGGCUACGCAUACGAUAGCGCUCUGGUACUCUCUCAAGCGGUGAGCCACGAACCUUGUUCCUCUAUGAAUGGUAUUAACAUUGGCCAGAACGAAAGAAAUAAAAUGGCUAGUUGCUUGAAGAAGGUGCGUAUUGAGGGCAGAAUUUAAAAGUAUUUUUAUGAGUGGCUUUCCUUGAGGAAUGAAAGCAAACUAAGCUUAGUAAAUGCGCUAUCAAACUUUCCGUUUGGUGGUUUUGAAUAGCACCUUCUCAUUUCUAUCAGUUACUCACGAUCACGAAGAUAAACAAAAAAAGACACAUCCAGGAAGAAGCUUAAGAUUUUUUAUACCAAGAACUAACAAAUCAUUCGAAAUUUAGCUUUGAAUUUCUUCAAGAAUCAUUGCUUAUUUGAGACGUUUUACGUCGCUAUACGAACUGGAAGUCGGUCUUUGAAAACUUGGCUGCGACGCAUUGCUCAACCCACUUCCCACUUCUCGCUAUUCGGAUAUCGGAAAAACUACCGCCUGCAGUGCUUGAAUCACACUUUCUGUAUUAAACCUCGGUAGUCUACUUUUGAAGCCGCUACACCGAUCAACGAGAGUAAUUUGUGUUAACUUUCUUGCUAAAUUGACUAGAACCAAGCAAGAAUAAUUCCAUGUUUGUUUUACAGGACUUUUUUCCUACCGUGUUUUUAUCUUAUUUUCCAACAGGUUCAUGUAGAAGGUGUUACGGGAAACGUCCAAUUCGAUAAGGAUGGGAAACGAAAUGGAUUUGAAAUGGAAGUUCUAAACCUGAGAAAUAAUUCGUUUGAAAAGGUAUGUCCCUAAAAAUGCCGGAAAGCGUUUGUUCCAAACAAGUGAAUCUAUUUUCGAAUAAUAUAUAAUUUUAUAAUAGUGAAAUUGUAAAAUUUCAAAUGUAUGACCAGUACAGUACAGUACUGCUUCAUUCUCACAACUGCCAUCAUUAGCCAACUUGGGGUCACCAUUACAAAUAAAAAUAACAAUGUGUACUUACACAGCCAAGUUUAUGUUUCUUUUACCACUUUACUUUUGUAUUUGCUUUGCGUUGAAAAUUUGGUAGCCUGAGAAAACAGCCGACAUUUCGCGACGCCACUACUGGUUUCCUAGGAAAAUAACGUCCGCGAAACGAGCGCAGAAAUUCCAUGCUAAUGAUGCGUCUUACGCAUAUCUGGGUCAUUUCGCGUGUGAAAUUUACUUCAGCCAAUCAGAAGUACUACCCAGAUCUGGGUAAUGACGCGUCAUCAGUAAGGAAUUUCUGCGCUUGUUCUCGGGGAAGCCAGUCGUGAAAUGUCCGCCAUUUUCACAGGCGAAACAUUUUGCGUUAGUGAAUUUUUGUUGUCAUUUUCAUUAACAUCGCAGGUUUGUUUACUUGUCCGCAGAUAGGUACGUGGAGUCAGUUAACUAGACCAGGAGUGGUUCUGUUUGACAAGAUUCUACAGAACAAACAAAGCUUAUCGACACCCAGAGGAAUAGAAGGAAGAAAGUUUAAAGUUGUAGUUGCGGAGGUAGGGUAAGAAAUGAAAGGGGAUAAAUAUGGGAACUACAGCUCAUGUUUUUGCCUUUACAGGGACACAGUCAGCUGAUGCACAUGCGCAUUACGUACCUCACAAGGCACGCGCGUCAAACAGAAAGGGAGUAGCACAUCCCAAAUAUCUAAACAAACCUUGAGGAGUUGAUCUCGAUUGCAAGCCAAAAUCGUCAUUAUAGACCCAAAGUCAUAUCAGGGCACUCAUUUUUUUGUAUGCCAUUUGAGAAUUCAGCGAUGGACUUCUCCAGAGAAAGCCAAACAUCGACGAAUAUUUUCGAAUUUGAAGAAUCAGCAGAGGUAAGAAAUGACACGAAGUCUUAUUCAAGGCCGAGACAGCUUGAUUUUUCCAAAUAUAUGUAACCUUCCUCCAUCAAGUUUCCAACUAUUUAUAACGAUGAUUUUCUCUGCAAUGUUGUUGAUUCAUUUCUCUUGUUAUUUUGGAACGAAGACGAUUUCUCCCGUCCGGAGCCUACACCUCCUCUUUUCAUGUUCCUUUGCAUACUGUGUUUAACCAAAUAUAAUAAAAUAAUGUUUUAGGAUGAGUAAAAGUUUGCUCAGAAAGAGGUUUUCAGAAAAAAAAAAAUCGGGAUCGAAUGAUUUGAUUUCGGGUUGAGAUAAACGCUUUUCAAACGGGAAAAAGUAGCGUCCAGGUCAGCGCGGCCCCAUAGCUGACUGUGUCCCUUUUGACCUAAGCUUAUGCGUUUCGUAGGCAUUAUGGGAAUAAUAAAAGCCAGAUGCUCAGGCUACUUAUUCCCAACGGUCACCUUGAUUACGGGAUAGGUGCAAGGAGCAUAACGUGCCUUGUUUCCCUUAAAAAAAAAGCUUUGCAUAACCUUUGUUUUUUAUUUCUCCUGGGUAUUAAAGUGGUCCCAAGAGAAAUUGUAAACAAUGCUAAUGCAAACAAACGUCUCCUGAAAAAAUCAUCAUAACAAACGUUACAAGCGAAAGCAAUGAACUUUAAGAAACCUUUGGGUAAACCGAAAUCCGUUUCACUCUCCUUUAAUUCCUGGGCCGACAAUUCUUUUCCAUUUUUUUUUUUUUAUUUACUUCUAUUUUUUUAUUUCUAGUUUUUGGCUGUUUCCCAAUGGCUAUAACUGCCGAAAGUUUACUAAAUGCCUAGCUGUUAUUUUUUUUUUCUCUUUAUGAACCAUAAGGCAGCACCGUACGUCAUGAGAAAAGUCAGUGAUGAUGGCACUGAGUCAUAUGAAGGUUAUUGUAUGGAUCUGUUAGAUGAAUUGGCAAGAAUACUCAAGUUUAGCUAUGAGGUCUAUACAUCCCCUGAUGGACUGUACGGCGCUGAGACGGAAAACGGAUCUUGGAAUGGGAUGAUUGGCGAGUUGAUCAGUAAGGUUUGUGAGCAGCUGCCUGAUUUAACGUCAUCAUGACAUCAUUGCUACUGUUUAAGAUUAUUUAACAUAUGUGUUUUCCAUCUUCCUGAUUUUAUCAGACACCUUACUAUUUAAUUUUUAAGUAUUUCUCGCUUUAUGUCUAGUUUGAUGGAAAUUUGGUUUCUGCCAAUAAACUCAAUAUGACGUCAUAUUCCGUCAUUGUGUCAAUCAAAUCAUGCCCAGGAUUUGGAAAUGAUGGGUACAUUAUUAUGUGUAAUUUUGGUGGACGUAGCAUGAGCGGUGUUGAAAUUAUAGGGGGCGGGCUUCGAGGCCCCCUUGGUCGGAGGAAGUAAAAUAAAAGCCGGGUCUGAAUAGGGUUAAUGAACGCUGUGACUUUCGACAAUGAAUCUCGACUGUUGUGAAUUUCGCCAAAAUUGUACGACACACCUAGGUUGGAUUUCCACUGUCGCGCAAUUUGUGCGUACACGUAAAUUUUACUCGCGUAAAUAGAAUAGACGCAAUUCAAGACAUAAAGAGUGAGCUUAAACGUGAGGUUAAGAGAGGUUCAACUUUUACCUUUACGUGCGACCUUUCAUACUUUGCCUCUAUUUUAUUUGCGAACAUAAAUUCUACGCACUACGCACGUUAAAAUUACGCGGCAGUGGAAAUCCACCUUUAGGUGAUUGUCAUGAAGUUUGAUGAAAAAGCAAAGAAAUAAAGCAAAAACAAGUAAUUAUUUUUAAUAAACAAACAAACAAAAACAAAAAUAAAUUUCGUUGUCAAGUCAAAUUUAGAGAGGUAUCAUCAUCUUUUGGCUAAAAUUUUUGUUUUGCCUUUUGCCUUGCUAUUCUUGCUGUUACUAAAAUGACAUUUAGUUAGUGCUAAUCUAGGAAACUUUAAAGUUGGAGUUAGUUGCAACUGGCCAUGAUCUUUUAAAUGAGCAAGGAUUUGCUCAGUCGGAAGUGCGCGCGGCCUUUGAUUCCGUGCAGGAGGUUUGGUAAAACGGAGCACUGAUGGAGAGAGGGGGUAAAUUGAGCGUACCCUCGGUCUCAGCUUUGUCAGUCUUAUACGACCGUUAUACAUAUGCAUGAGUUACCGACGUAAAAUUUUCCUUUUGUUUAACUUUAAAUUUAGGGUGGCGUAUCCAUUAUAAACUCCUUUGAGAUGUAAAUUAAAUUUAGCCUUGUUUUAUGGCUCAUACACUACCAGUCAUUUUGUUUUUCUUUUCUUUUUUUCGUUCAAAGAAUGCGGAUAUGAUUAUAUCAGAUUUGACCGUCACAGAAAGUCGUGAGGAAGUUGUGGAUUUCAGCAUUCCAUUCAUGUUCUACACUGAAGAAAUGCUCGUAAAGAAGCAACAUUCAGAAGGAUCAAUUGGUCUUCUGCAAUUUAUGCAUCCGUUUCACAGAGAUGUUUGGACAGCUACUCUGUUCAGCUUGAUUGUCAUUUCCAUUGCAUUGUUUUUAAUCAACUACUUCAGUCCUUGUGAAUAUCUAGGGACUAACGAUAAAUUGAGCUUGUACGACAGUGUCUGGUUCACUGUGGCUUGUAUGCUCCGACAAGCCUCCCAAAAUACGCCAAGAAAUUUGUCAGGUACACAUGUAGAACCACUUAAACAAGGAGUGAGCUAGUUGGGCUUAGACAUUGCUAAACCUAGCAGCAGAAGUAGCGCACCUUGUCUGCCAAAACUUCCAAACCUACCCGUUUAUCUAUUUAUUUAUUGAUUAUUAUUAUUAUUAUUAUUAUUAAUUCUUUGGCUUUGGUGUCGUGCUUUUUCCUCUUACGGAGGCUAGUUGAGACCAUGAACUUAGGGCAGUCAUCUCUCGUGGAUUACUUGAUUGAUAGUGAACCUCCUAAGUAUGCGAGCAGUCCCAAGGAGGACAAUCUUCUGAAACUCUGUUACUAUUGUUAUUAUUAUUAUUAUUAUUAAAAAUAGUAAUUUUUUUAAUAAUAAUAAAAUAACUUUAUUCAUAGAUUCAAAAAAAAAAUAGACUAUUUACAGAUUCAAGAAUAUGAAUAUUAAAAUAUAUACCCUACGUACAUUCUCCUUGUGUACGAAAGAGAAUUGUCGUAAAAUGACUAUCUAAAGACUACUAAUAACAAUUAUAAAAAGCAUCAAAAAGUUAAUAAAAAAAUAAAACUAUCUAAAAAUAAUUCAGACUGAUAAAAAGUUACUACUUAAAUUCUGGCUUGCGCACUUUCCGAUGUAAUGUCAAUGUCAGAUAUAUUGACUGCUCUUUUCUUUCUCCUGGUUCCUCUGAGACACAGCAAGGCUGAUCGUAGUCGUAUUAUUAUUAUUAUUAUCAUUAUUAUUAUUACUAUUAUUUUAAAAAAAUCACAAUGGGCAUAACGCCCCGGCCAACGCUCCAAUAUUCUUUCUCUUCCCCUUUAUUCUUUACUUAAUCAUUUCAACUGAACACUAUAAUGCUGCUGCUUUAUCAUCUAGGACGAAUUCUAACAGGAAGCUAUUGGUUCUGUGUCCUCAUCUUAGUCUCUUCAUACACCGCUAAUCUGGCAGCCUUUUUUACUGUAAAAAGUGCGGAAACUCCCAUAAAGAGCCUUGAGGACGUUGCUAAGUCUGCUUAUAAAGUGGGGGUAAUACAAUCGUCAAGUGUAUCAGAAACACUCAGGAAAAGCGAAUACGAAAUGCAUAAAGCGAUAUGGCAGAGAAUUGAGGAGUACAACACCGAAGUCCACAGUGUAAGUGAAGGUGUUGAGCUGACAAGAAACGUGGAGCAGUUUGUGCUUAUUCAAGAUGGGCCCGUUCUGAGAUACGCUGCACACCAGCCACCAUGUGAUCUGACAAUAGGUAUUAACAAGAACUGAUUCUCUCUUGGUUUUGACAGAAAUUAGUUACCGUAAAAUUCCGAAAAUAAGCCCCUCCAUGUAUAAGCCCCUCCAAAUAUAAGCUCCCCCAAACUUAUAACGUAAAAAAACCGUCCUUUGAAUCGCCCCUCCAUAUAUAAGCCCCGCCCCGGGGGCUUGUACUCGGGAAUUGCCCUCAAAUACAAAGUAAAACAAAGCAAAAACGGUAAAUUUCCUUCCAACUGUAAGGCUAGCCCACUCGAUUUUGAAGCGAAAUGUUCCCUCCAUAGAUAGGCCCCUCCGAAUAUAAGCCCCUCCAAAAAUAAGCCCCUCAAAAAAGGCCUUGAAACAUAUAAGCCCCGGGGCUUAUUUUCGGAAUUUUACGGUAUGAUAUCAAAUUGUUUAAAGCCAGAAAAACUGUUUAAAUACUAACCCUUCACAAUAAUUGCAAAAAAAUUCACUUGAUCAGAAAUUAAAAACAAAAACAAAACAAUAAAACUGAUGAUUGAAGAUAAAAAAUGAAAAAAAUUGAACUAGCAAAUCAAUGAGGAAUCUUUAGAUCGGCCAGCGGACGAGUUAAGAGAAAAGGCGACGACCUCAGUAUCAGUCUUCAUGCAUAACAUAUUCAUAUUCUAACUUAAUUGGUCAAUAGGCCAUUGCCGAAUUGCCCAAGCCUCUGUUUCAAAGCGAGGCUUAGUGGGAAGCCUUUGAUAUGAAAAUGAUUUGUUACUCUCAUGCACUAAAACAGAUUUUGACAAGUAAGGUUUUGGCCUCGUUUUGAAAGUGAGAGUUUUUGGAACUUGGAAAUGGCCUAAUAUUAAUAUUGAUAGAGCACCGAAGCUAGCGUAUAUCACUAAAGAAUAAUAGUCUACAAAAGAGUGACAUGUCUAUAUAUUUCAACAUGGUCUCUUUUCUACACAACUGUGUCACCCAAAACUGGUUUUCUUGAGGUGCGGUGGUGCUUACCACCGAAGGUAUGGGCAGACAGGCAAUAAAAUGCGUGAGACACCAGAUUUCUCAGCUAUAGUUCUCCGCUAGCUAGCUCUGGUAUAAAUCGCUAGCAAAGAGAAAAACCAAUCGGGAUCUGCUUUUUAGCCUUUUCCCUCGCUUUAAUCUUUAUUAUAUAAAUAUUCGAGCUCCCUUUCGUAUUAUUUGUUAUGAAAACGUUGAUAAUCCCUGCGUCAUCGUUCAUCUCUUGUGGAAUUGGUACUUUACUCAACAGUGGCGGAUCCAGGGGAGGGGCCCUUCUUGGAGACGAGCCCCCCCCCAUAUCUCAGGGUGUGGAAGACCGCACACCCCAAACCCCCCCUAGUAAGUAAAGGUCUGGAUCCGCACUGCUGAAUAGUUUUAUUUGAAUUGCACUAUUCACUACCCCCCAAUUCUCAACAAUGUUUUAACAUUAAGUUUCAGGUCUAAACAAAGCCAAAGGACUUGCUCUUGCCUUGCAAGAGAAUGAUCUGCACACCCGCCUGUUCACACUUGCCAUUCUACGUUUUCACGAAAGUUCUUUCCUUAAGCAGCUGGAGAAUAAAUGGUGGAAAAAAUCACAAGGUUGCCCCGAAGAAGAAGAUUCAAGUAAUAAAUUAACUGUAAUUUAUUUUUGCCUGUGAUUUAGCUAGCUGCAUGCUGUCCGUACCAUCGGGUGUCCGUUCUAGUCGGGUGUAAACAAAACUUUUUCACUCACUUGGCCAGCACUUCUACAAAUUCAUGGGAAGAAAACAAAGUAUUUAGACAAGAAAAAGUUUCAACUCUCACCGGAUUGGGUUUAGACACCAAAGUGACAAACGCGUUUCAUUGCGUUUUGGGACAACAAUAUGGCGGACGUUAUGUCAUGUGAAAACGAUUUAAAAACUGAAAGGAGAGAAGCUAUUGUGUACUUUAAUGAAAAAGAACACAAUCCUGAUAAAUUUUUGUUAUAGCAAAACAGAAAAAAAAGUUCCUAAGUAUCCAAAAGUGCUUACUACGUUGGGUAUUUGUGUUCUGUGCAUCUUUGAAUUUUUAUUUUGACUUUAUGUAAGCUAAAAUUUAGUAGUUAGCAAGGGGAACCUAAUCUUUUUUUUUUUUUUUUUUUUUUUUUUUGGUAGUCUUCAUGUAAUGAAUGUCAAAUAUGCAAAUUUUGACAAAUAUCUCAGUGUAGCUGUUAUUGCAGAGAAAUACCUUAAAUUUCUAGAUUUGUUAAGCUUUAAAUCGGCAAAAUGUUGUAAUUUUCUUGUUUGUUUGUUUGUUUGUUCGUUUGGUUUUCUUCCUCAAGCAUUGAUUCAGAAUCGAAUCAAACUAAGUAGCAUGACGGGUGUGUAUGCCUUGUUAGCUGUUGGAGCCGUCUUCGCCUUUGUGGUGCUGAUUGCUGAAAUACAAUGGAAGAGAAAACACAAA